Folsomia candida is the source of this 1136-nucleotide messenger RNA. Its product is annotated as RNA-binding protein 47. The record is from RefSeq and is a predicted model, not a curated record. Gene Ontology annotation, cellular component: nucleus. NCBI's taxonomy places the organism in Eukaryota, Metazoa, Arthropoda, Collembola, Entomobryomorpha, Isotomidae. Bases 24 to 842 code for a protein of 272 amino acids. The transcript has 5 exons. Gene Ontology annotation, molecular function: mRNA binding.
AAAUUGAGCCAAAAUAAUUCCAAAUGCGGAUUUUGCCUUCUUAUCGGAAAGCGUCACCUGCUCCUUCUCACGUAUCCGCUGGAAUGCAGAGACGCCACGCUGCUGAUAAGCGACUCGCUUCCCUCAUCUCCAAAUCCUCAAGAAGCAAGGCAGGCUCAUUUCACUCUGUUUCUUGCCGUCGUCACGAACACACCUCGCAAAAUUUCGUCCAGUUUCUUCCCUUCUGCACGUCGUACUCCAAUAAUUCUGCGAAUAGUCCGAAGAUGGAGUGGUGUCAGCACAAUGGGCAACGCUUGUACGGUCCCCCAGUGGAAAGUGGUCGCAAACCAGAACAGGGAAGUGAGGUAUUUAUUCCCAACGUUCCUCAAGACUGGACGGAAUUUGACAUCUUCGACCUGUUCAAGACGAUUGGGCCGAUUUACCAGGUCAGAAUGAUGGUCAACUUCAGUGGGAGUACGCGAGGCUUCUGCUUCGUUCGCUUUUUCGAGAAGGAACAUGCCUCCCAAGCAAUUCUUGAGUUGAAUAGGAAGGAAGUUAAGAAAGGGUGGAAAAUUAAAGUCGUGAUGUCUCUGGAUAACAGCACCUUGUGGGUCACUGACUUCCCAAAGUUUAGGACUGACGAGGAAAUCAGGAGCGAAAUAUUCCGAAUUUCCAACGGCGUGACAAGUGUGACCAUUUUUACUCAGAAUAAACAACGAUGCUGUCUGAUUGAUUAUACAACUCACAGCGCUGCGUCCAACGCUCGGAAGUUAUUUCUGUCCAGACAAGUGAAGCUGUGGGGCCAUCGCUGUUCUGUGGAGUGGGCUCAACGUGGGGAUCAGCCGAAAAUUUCUAAUGUUUAGAGCUAUGAAUUUCUUACUUGUUUUUAAUUCGUUCGUCUGUUUGUCGUGGGAUUGAGAUUUGCAAUGUAUUCAAUUUAUUUGACGGACCGUGAUAAAUACUCACAUAUUUUGACUUUGUAAUAUGUAUCGCAUUUCAUGUUUUUAUAUAUUAUUUUACGAUGAACUUUUUUCUUGUUAUGAUUAAUUUCUGAAUGAACUUGACCUUAAUUAUUUGCUGUAUUUGAUCGUAUCGUUGUGAAUUGACAUGAUUUUUGACUAACAUACUUGAAAUAAAUUAUUCCUUUGUUAAUCGUA